AUGGCGGAGCCGCAGGGCUCACACCGAUACCGAUACCGGAGGGGAGCACGGAGCUGCGGAUCCCGGGACCAACCCGACCCUGCAUCCCCACAGCUGGACUGGCGGCAGGUGCUGGUGCUGGGGCUGGAUGGAGCGGGGAAGAGCAGCGUCCUGCACUACAUCUGCAGCCAGACAGCCAGGGAGCGCAUUGCACCCACCCGCGGCUUCAACUCUGCCCAGCUCUUUGUUGAAGGGCUGGAGAUGGACCUGCUGGAGGUGGGGGGCAGCCAGAACCUGCGAGCGUACUGGCCCCACUACCUGAGCCAGGCCGACGUGCUGGUGUUCGUGGUGGAUUCGGUGGACAGGUCGCGGCUGCUGACGGCGCGCCAGGAACUGCACGCGCUGCUGGCCGCAGAGCCCCGGCUGCCCCUGGUCGUGCUGGCCAACAAGCAGGAUAAGAGCGAUGCCCUGAGCGCGGCAGAGCUGCGAGAGGAGCUGGACCUGCACACGCUCAGCGGGCAGCGGGAGCUUUUCCUCCUGCCCACCAGCGCGACCUGGGCCAGCCUGAGUACUGCCACCAGCGUCCUCCGCGUGAAGAGCCUGCUGGUCACCCUGCUCUCCCAGCCCUGA
This is a messenger RNA of Nipponia nippon (crested ibis), 609 nucleotides long. NCBI's taxonomy places the organism in Eukaryota, Metazoa, Chordata, Aves, Pelecaniformes, Threskiornithidae. The record is from RefSeq and is a predicted model, not a curated record.